Messenger RNA from Mangifera indica (mango), 747 nucleotides. Its product is annotated as protein DEEPER ROOTING 1-like. The record is from RefSeq and is a predicted model, not a curated record. Lineage: Eukaryota; Viridiplantae; Streptophyta; Magnoliopsida; Sapindales; Anacardiaceae. The transcript is spliced from 3 exons. Gene Ontology annotation, biological process: regulation of growth; gravitropism. Bases 1 to 747 code for a protein of 248 amino acids.
AUGAAUCAGGAGCCCCGAGAAGAGUUCAGUGAUUGGCCUCAUGGACUGUUAGCAAUCGGAACAUUUGGUAACAAUGAGCUAAAAGAAAAUAAAAACAGCCACCAAGAGAUUCAAAGCAUUGAAGAUGAGCCAUCUUCAUCAAUGGAUUUACAGGAUUUCACACCAGAGGAAAUUGGAAAAUUUAAGAAAGAGUUGACAAAACUCUUGAGAAGAAAGCCAACUUCUGAUAACAAAGAAAAAGAAAUUAAUAAUGGAAACCUUCCAUUGGAUAGAUUUCUUAAUUGCCCUUCAAGCUUGGAGGUGGAUAGGAGAAUUAGCAAUGCACUUUGCUGCGAACCAGAUGAUCACGAAGAUAUUAAAGACGAAGAUAUUGAUAGGACGAUCAGUGUCAUUCUUGGUAGAUGCAAAGAUAUUCGAGCUGAUACUAGCAGGAAAGCUCUUGGAAAAAAAUCUCUCUCUUUCCUCCUCAAGAAAAUGUUUGUUUGUAGUAGUGGAUUUUCUCCUCAACCCAGUUUGAGAGAUACCCUUCAAGAAUCAAGAAUGGAGAGGUUCUUGAGGUUAAUGCUACAUAAGAAGAUCAACUCUCAGAAUGCUAGAGCGCCCUCGAUGAAGAAGUACUUGGAGGAUAAGCAAGUAGUAGUUAAAAAGACCACAAAUGAAGAUGAUGAGGCAAAGGAGAGAAAUAAUAGAGAUAGUGGAUGUAAAUGGGUGAAGACAGAUUCAGAAUAUAUUGUUCUAGAGAUAUAA